AUCCGCCGCCAGCAGGUGCCACCGCCAUCUCUGCUCUCUCUCUCUCUCUCAAGCAACGCCCGCCAUGGCGACCAUAGCCACGAUGGCCCUGCUGAAGCCCGCCAGGAUCGUGGCGCGGUCGGCGCCGCCGUCCACCAGCGGCAGCGUCUCGCUGCGCGUCCCGGCGCGGGCCAAGAAGGCCGCGGUGUCCGCGUCCGUGUCGUCCGCGCUGGCGGGCGCCUUCUUCUCGGCGCUGGCGUCGUCGGACGCGGCGCUGGCGGCGCAGCGCGUGGCGGACGUGGCGGCGGCGGCCGACUCCGGGAGCGACAACCGCGGGCAGCUGCUGCUCUUCGUGGUGGCGCCCGCCAUCGGGUGGGUGCUCUACAACAUCCUGCAGCCGGCGCUGAACCAGCUCAACCGCAUGCGCAGCCAGGCCGUGGUCGCCGGCCUGGGCCUCGGCGCCGCCGCCGCCGGGAUGGCGGCCGCGCCCGAGGCCUCCGCCGCCGCCGCGGCGCAGGACCUCGCCGCUCUCGCCGCUGCUGCGGCUGCGGCCGCGCCCGCCGACGACAACCGGGGGCUCCUGCUGCUCAUCGUCGUCACGCCCGCCAUCGGCUGGGUGCUCUUCAACAUCCUCCAGCCGGCGCUCAACCAGAUCAACCGCAUGAAGUCCGACUGAGCUGCUAGCUGGCAACAACACCGGGGACGGCGGAGUGUGCGUAUCAGCGGCUGGACGGUUGUAAUUUAUAGCGUGAAGCAUGGUUGGUCUACGUGCCUUGUUUUUUCCAUCUUCGAAUCUUGAGCAAAUGCAGUACAUGUACAGCUCC
Molecule: messenger RNA, 803 nt
Organism: Zea mays
Lineage: Eukaryota; Viridiplantae; Streptophyta; Magnoliopsida; Poales; Poaceae
Product: photosystem II core complex proteins psbY
Biological process (GO): cell redox homeostasis; photosynthesis
Cellular component (GO): membrane; photosystem II; chloroplast thylakoid
Molecular function (GO): manganese ion binding
Source: RefSeq, marked validated